This is a messenger RNA of Molossus molossus (Pallas's mastiff bat), 2798 nucleotides long. It is a transcript of the gene FGFR1, whose product is annotated as fibroblast growth factor receptor 1. The record is from RefSeq and is a predicted model, not a curated record. Bases 186 to 2654 code for a protein of 822 amino acids. The transcript is spliced from 18 exons. Gene Ontology annotation, molecular function: fibroblast growth factor receptor activity; fibroblast growth factor binding; ATP binding. NCBI's taxonomy places the organism in Eukaryota, Metazoa, Chordata, Mammalia, Chiroptera, Molossidae. Gene Ontology annotation, cellular component: signaling receptor complex; membrane. Gene Ontology annotation, biological process: multicellular organism development; positive regulation of kinase activity; protein phosphorylation.
CCCGGGGGCGACGGGCCGGAGCUGGGGACGCGGGCGCUCGCCCGCCCGCACAAGCCACGGCGGACUCUCCAGAGGCGGAACCGCAGCGCCGAGUGAGAGUCAGCUUGAAAAGGAGGAUCAAGCUCAAGGCAGAGUCUCCAUGGAGGUGUGGAGCCUUGUCACCAACCUCUAACUGCAGAACUGGGAUGUGGAGCUGGAAGUGCCUCCUCUUCUGGGCUGUGCUGGUCACAGCCACACUCUGCACCGCCAGGCCGGCCCCGACCUUGCCUGAACAAGCCCAGCCCUGGGGAGCCCCUGUGGAAGUGGAGUCCUUCCUGGUCCACCCUGGUGACCUGCUGCAGCUCCGCUGUCGGCUGCGGGAUGAUGUCCAGAGCAUCAACUGGCUGCGGGACGGGGUACAGCUGGUGGAAAGCAACCGUACCCGCAUCACAGGGGAGGAGGUGGAGGUGCGGGAUUCUGUGCCCGCUGACUCCGGCCUCUACGCUUGCGUGACCAGCAGCCCCUCAGGCAGCGACACCACCUACUUCUCCGUCAAUGUCUCAGAUGCUCUCCCCUCCUCGGAGGACGACGAUGACGAUGAUGACUCCUCUUCAGAGGAGAAAGAGACAGAUAACACCAAACCAAACCGUAUGCCCGUGGCUCCAUACUGGACGUCCCCAGAAAAGAUGGAAAAGAAACUGCACGCAGUGCCAGCUGCCAAGACAGUCAAAUUCAAAUGCCCUUCUAGUGGGACUCCUAACCCCACACUGCGCUGGUUGAAAAAUGGCAAAGAAUUCAAACCUGACCACAGGAUUGGAGGCUACAAGGUCCGCUAUGCCACCUGGAGCAUCAUAAUGGACUCCGUGGUGCCUUCUGAUAAGGGCAACUACACUUGCAUUGUGGAAAACGAGUAUGGCAGCAUUAAUCACACCUACCAGCUUGAUGUUGUGGAGCGGUCCCCCCACCGGCCCAUCCUGCAGGCAGGGUUGCCUGCCAACAAGACUGUGGCUCUGGGCAGCAAUGUGGAGUUCAUGUGUAAGGUGUACAGUGACCCACAGCCCCACAUCCAGUGGCUAAAGCACAUCGAGGUGAAUGGGAGUAAGAUUGGUCCGGACAACCUGCCUUAUGUCCAGAUCUUGAAGACUGCUGGAGUUAAUACCACCGACAAAGAGAUGGAAGUGCUUCACUUAAGGAAUGUCUCCUUUGAGGACGCGGGGGAGUAUACGUGCUUGGCGGGUAACUCUAUCGGACUCUCCCAUCACUCUGCAUGGUUGACCGUUCUGGAAGCCCUGGAAGAGAGACCCGCAGUGAUGACCUCGCCCCUGUACCUGGAGAUCAUCAUCUACUGCACAGGGGCCUUCCUCAUCUCCUGCAUGGUGGGCUCUGUCAUCAUCUACAAGAUGAAGAGUGGCACCAAGAAGAGCGACUUCCACAGCCAGAUGGCCGUGCACAAGCUGGCCAAGAGCAUCCCUCUGCGCAGACAGGUAACAGUGUCAGCUGACUCCAGCGCGUCCAUGAACUCUGGGGUUCUGCUCGUUCGGCCCUCACGCCUGUCCUCCAGUGGAACCCCCAUGCUGGCCGGGGUCUCUGAAUAUGAGCUUCCCGAAGACCCCCGUUGGGAGCUGCCUCGAGACAGACUGGUUUUAGGCAAACCCCUAGGAGAGGGCUGCUUUGGGCAGGUGGUGUUGGCAGAGGCCAUUGGCCUGGACAAGGACAAACCCAACCGUGUGACCAAAGUGGCUGUGAAGAUGUUGAAGUCGGACGCAACAGAGAAAGACCUGUCAGACCUGAUUUCAGAAAUGGAGAUGAUGAAGAUGAUCGGGAAGCACAAGAACAUCAUCAACCUGCUGGGGGCCUGCACGCAGGAUGGUCCUUUGUAUGUCAUCGUGGAGUAUGCCUCCAAGGGCAACCUUCGGGAGUACCUGCAGGCCCGGAGGCCUCCCGGGCUAGAAUACUGCUACAACCCCAGCCACAACCCAGAGGAGCAGCUCUCCUCCAAGGACCUAGUAUCCUGUGCCUACCAGGUGGCCCGAGGCAUGGAGUAUCUUGCCUCCAAGAAGUGCAUACACCGAGACCUGGCUGCCAGGAAUGUCCUGGUGACGGAGGACAACGUGAUGAAGAUCGCAGACUUUGGCCUAGCUCGGGAUAUUCACCACAUUGACUACUAUAAAAAGACGACCAAUGGCCGACUACCUGUGAAGUGGAUGGCACCUGAGGCAUUGUUUGACCGGAUCUACACCCACCAGAGUGAUGUGUGGUCCUUUGGAGUGCUCCUGUGGGAAAUCUUCACUCUGGGAGGUUCCCCAUAUCCUGGCGUGCCUGUGGAGGAGCUUUUCAAGCUGCUGAAGGAGGGCCAUCGUAUGGACAAGCCCAGCAACUGCACCAACGAGCUGUACAUGAUGAUGCGGGAUUGUUGGCACGCAGUACCCUCUCAGAGACCUACUUUCAAGCAGCUGGUAGAAGACCUGGACCGCAUUGUGGCCUUGACCUCCAACCAGGAGUAUCUGGACCUGUCAAUGCCCCUGGACCAAUACUCUCCCAGUUUUCCCGACACCCGAAGCUCCACCUGCUCCUCAGGGGAGGAUUCUGUCUUCUCUCACGAGCCGUUGCCUGAGGAGCCCUGUCUGCCCCGACACCCAGCCCAGCUUGCCAAUGGCGGACUCAAACGACGCUGACUAGCACCCCAGCACUGCUCCUCCCUGAACUCCGUCUUCAGCUGUAAUUCACCUACCACUCCCCGCUGGACUCACUGCCUUCCCCUUUGCCCUUUCCUGCUGGCAGGAGCCAGCUGCCCACCUGAGGCCUUCACCCCACCGAGU